Molecule: messenger RNA, 2392 nt
Organism: Capsicum annuum
Lineage: Eukaryota; Viridiplantae; Streptophyta; Magnoliopsida; Solanales; Solanaceae
Exons: 10
Coding region: 402-2093 (563 amino acids)
Source: RefSeq, a predicted model, not a curated record
CUCUCACAUUUACUUUAAAAUUAAAAUGACAUUUUUGUCCCUCUCCACUCCUUCUCCUUCCUCCUCUGAAUUCCCCCUCUCAGUUUUUCUCUUUCAAUCAAAUCCAUAAAAACAAAUUCUAAAUGUAGAAAGAGCUUUUUCAAAAAGGAUAAAAUAUUUGGAAAAGAGCUUGGAUCCGACCCAUUGGAUCCAUUUGCUCUUUCUCCCUCUCCAUCUCUCUGCUUCUUUAACAAAGAGAGGGAGACAUACAUUUAUCCAUCAUCAUUAUUAUGGUUCUUUUUUUUUUUUUUUCAUUCAACAAGCAAAAAGGUAUACUUAACUUGUUGAGUUCCACUUGGAAUUUGCAUCUGCGAAUGGUACAGAACGAAUUAGCAGUGAGAUUUGUGAGCUGAGUAAUAAUAAUGGGUGGUUGUGUAUCAACUCCAGCAACCACAAUCAGGGUAAGGAAGAAACUCCAUCGUCGCCACAGAAAGUACCACAGAAAGAACACAAACUCAGGUCUAAUAGGAACCAGGAAAAGAAACAGUGAUGCACGGGUAACGGAUAUUGCUGUUAGUGAGUUUGUUCAUACAACUACAACCUGCAGAACAUCUGAGGUCUCCAAUUCUACAUUUCAUCUCACUCAGUUGCAGUGGCAGCAUAGUCAAAUAGAUGCUGAUGUUGUUUGCCAAGAAGAAGCAUGGUUUGACUCGCACAGCAUUUUUGAGUCCGACUCAGAUGAUGACUUUAGUAGUGUUCAUGGAGAUAUUUUGCCCAGCAUUCCAAGUGGACAAGUACUUCAGUAUGAAACUUCAUCAUGCUUUGUGGAUAGCAAACUCAAGUACAAUGAAUACCACGGGAAAUAUCUCAAGAUUGAUGGCAGUAAGGUUUGGAGCAAAGAUGGAGUCCAGGAUCGAAAUGGACUUGCGGUGUUAAGUGCUCCAAACUGCGAACUUCCAUCCCUAAGGAAGAGUGAAGAUUUUGGCACCAAGAAGAAGAAGAACUUGGAUCGUGCCUAUGCAAGCUUUAAAAGUGUUAAAAAGGAGAUACUUCAGAUGCAGGAGAAAACUCAGGAAACAGUUUUAAAGUCUGUUUUACCGAAGUUGGUAAAUACCUUGAGUUUCAAUGACAAAAUCAUAAAUGGAUCAAAUUCAGCUCCACAUUCUCAAGUAAGGAAGUCAACUAUUAUAAGGCUUUCUAUGAAGAGGACAUCUGUUGAUGGAGAAGAAAAAAAUGAAUUUCGUUCUUCAAGAAAGUUUCUUGGUCGCCCCAGGGCUGGGGUUUCAGUUCCUUGUUGCACAGAAGAAAAGUCUAUUGCAGGAAGUUGGUCAAAGAUUGAGCCCUCAAACUUUAAGCUCCGUGGUGAUAGUUAUUUCAAAGAUAAGAAGAAAGCCCCUGCUACUAAUGUGUCUCCUUAUACUCCAAUUGGGGUCGACUUAUUUUUUUGCCCAAGAAAGAUCAGUCAUAUAGCACAACACAUUGAGCUUCCUUCCAUAAAAGGAGAUGGAAGAAUACCACCAUUACUAAUUGUUAACAUUCAGUUGCCCACUUAUCCUGCCCCAAUGUUCGUUGGUGAUGCUGAUGGAGAAGGCUUGAGCAUUGUAAUAUAUUUCAAACUUUCUGAAAGUUUUGAGGAGGACAUCUCUCCCCAGUUUCAGGACUCCAUCAAGAGAUUCAUUGAGGAUGACAUGGAAAAGGUGAAAGGUUUUGCAAAAGAAUCAAUUAUUCCGUUCAGAGAGAGGUUGAAGAUUAUGGUUGGGUUGGUUAAUCCAGAUGAGCUUGUUACAAGUGCUACUGAAAGGAAGCUUAUGAAUGCUUACAAUGAAAAGCCUGUGCUUUCUCGCCCUCAACACAAUUUUUAUCAGGGCCCAAAUUAUUUUGAAGUUGAUCUUGACAUUCAUCGCUUCAGCUACAUAGCAAGAAAGGGGCUCGAUGCUUUUAGAGAACGUUUACGACAUGGAAUAAUUGAUUUUGGUCUAACAGUUCAGGCACAGAAGCCAGAGGAGCUGCCAGAGAAAGUGCUUGGUUGUGUUAGACUGAACAAGAUUGAUUUUGUUGAUCAUGGCCAAAUACCUACCCUUGCGAGAGUUGAGGAAGAUUCAUGUGCAGAAUAAUAUUAACUAAUACCCGCAUCGAUAUUGCUCGGGCUCUUCAAAUGUGUCAAUGAGUGCAUGCCGAAUUCUCCAAAAAUAAUGUAUUUUUGAAGAAUCCAACACAAGUGCAGCAUUGGAAGUGAAGAUAGAACCGCAUGUGGCAUAGGGGAGUAGAUCAUAGUGCAUCUUGAGCUUUGUAUAUAGCUCAAUUGUUUUUUGUUUUUUCCAAAAAAGUACACAUUGUAGUAUUAAACAAAUUGCUACUAACUCACUAAAUUAUAAUGGACGCCGUGGUACUCCGAACCCACUGACUUAACUUC